AUGUCAGACGAGGUCUCCAACUUCCUGCGAUCAGUAGAGCAAUUGAACCACGGACGACACGAGGAGGACGACGCCCGCUCCAGGGAGCUUGAAGAGAAGCUGCUGCAGCAGAGAAAGGAGCGCCAGGCUCGCCGCGAAGAGCGUGCCCGAUCCAUAUCCCCGCAAAAGUCAUCACCAGCCAACACCCCACCGCCGUCAGCGCGCCACAGAGACUCGACACCUCAGCCGGCGGACCCGUCGUCUCCCAUCCCAGACCUCUCUGCCAGGCUACAGAGCCAGAUUGGCGCUCCUCCGCCAUCAUCAUCUGCUGACCCAAUGGACCUGCCCUCACCACGUGCCGUCUCUCCUACAAAGGAGACGGUUCUCGACCUCGAGCCCAACCGACUCAGUGCAUCAUACACCUCCCCACCAUCUAGUGGCGUGCCGACCAGGACACCUACUCUGUCCUGGCAGCGAAGACCUCCGUCCCAAGGUCCAGAUCGCCCCAGGUCGAGGCCGCUGUCCAUGGUUGCGGCGGAGAACGCCGCCGCACGAACAAGCACUCCUCCUGCAGAUGCGGCCUCUCCUACCCAAACGCCCUCUCGUGACCAGAUCUCACAGGCUUUGGCUUCCAAAGACCCUGCGUGGUUCCGUCAGACUGCUGACCGAGGUGCGACCUCUGCUGCAUAUCGAAAGAACCAGGUCGAAGACGACGACACUGUAGACGUAGCCGCUUCCCGCUCUCAACUGCCUGGCAUGUCGCAGGCCAACUCUCCCCAGCCCGACAAGGAGCCAGCCCGAGAGCGCCCACUCUCACAAGCUAGCCUGGGCAGGCUUGGUUCUCCAUUGCUGACAACUGAUGCGGUGAAGCUGGGCCCUCCUGCAGAUAUCCAGGCAGGCAGGGAUGGGACCUCGUCAGGCCAGACCUCGCCAACGCGACCAGCAUCCCCAACAAAAGGAAUGGGCGGCUUCGUCCAGAGUGCUAUGAUGAAGCGUACGGACAGCGUCAAGAGAUGGAGCGUCACGACCCCGGGUCUCCAGCGUGGGAACUCUUCGAACCGCAAUAGUCUUGACGGUAAGACCCUCGCCACGAGCCCAGGUCCAGAGGCUCUCUCGCGACCUGUCAGCAGAUCUAGGGACAGCGUUUCACGGCCGACAUCAAGCCAUGGCAAGGACCUGGCCUCUACGACGUCUGGCGCAACGUCCCCCGAGGACGACGCGCCCGCGCCAUCCAAGCUCGAGCCUCCUGUUGACGACACACCCCCAACGAGCCCCUCGAAGACCAUGGACCCAAGGCGGUGGAGUCCAACGAAGGGCUCCUGGCUCGAUGCCGCUCUGAACAAGCCCGAGUCACCAAAACCCAAGCCCGCAGCCCCCCCGAGCAACCAGCCCGCCUGGAUGGUGGAAUUAAACAGGGCGAAAGCGGAGAAGGCCAAGAAUUCUAGCGUCGACCUUGGCAGAUCUGGCACCACUGUCAAGAAGCAUGAGGUGAAGACCGGCGGUCUCGUACGGCCGGCGCCGCCUGGCACAGCUGUCAAGCCCCCAGGCCUCACCGGUCUACCCUCACCAAACCUCGGGGGAGACAAGCCCUUGACUCCAGGUCUUCGCACUAGUAUGUCGAGGCGUGAUAGUAACACGAGGGUCAGUCCUGCUAGCGACAAGGCUGGGUCCGGAGCAGAGGACCUGGGUCGACGAGGCUCCGUCAUCAGCCCUGUUGCCAAGGACAAACCUGAGGCCUCACCGCAGAUGGACUUCCGGGCUGGUCUACGGCCCAGAGGCUUCACGGUGGGCAAAGAUGUCGAAAAGGAACCCGACAAGGCCGGGUCACGGCCUAGAGGUGCCACUGUUGGCAGAGAUAGCGACAAGGAGCCGGUCAAUGAACUGGCAAAUGUUUUUGGUCAGCUGCGGAAAACGAAGACACAGAAUUACCGCGCUCCGGAUGUCUUGAAAGACAACAUCACGAGGGGCAAGGCUGCCCUGAAUGUGACUGGUGGGCCGCGACCUUACGAAAAGAAGGACGAAUUCAAGGACGCGAUUUUGAAGAAGAAAGCAGAUUUUCAGCAGGCCAAAGAGCAGGGCCAGGGUAUCAAGACCAACGACAAGCCACCAGAGGAGAAGCCCCUCCCAGAAGGACUGGCCAGACGAGCCACAAUCACACGUUCUGGCUCUACUCCGUUCGUAUCUCACUCACGGGACACCUCAGCUGCCAAGUCUCCGAUUGAGGCGCCUGCGAAACCAUUUGAGUCGACGAGAUCAAGUGUGAUCUCAGUGACUUCGCCUCGGGAGAGCAAUGUCGACGCAGCCCCAGCCAAGGCCGAGAACAAGGACGAAACGCCGUCACCAAGCAAGCCGGAGGUAAGCACACCUGGUCGACUCCAGAACAAAUUCGGUGACAGUGGCAAUUCCCUAGCGAAUCGAUUCAACCCUGCCUUAGCCGGAUUGCUAGCUCGCGGACCCCCCGGUAUGGGCGGCCCGGGAGCCAAACCUCCUGGUGCUUCUGGUGCUUCUUCAAGUGCGGGCGGCUCUACUGGGACCGAGCCGGGCCCUGGGCCCAAGCUGGAGCAUAUGACCAAGGGUCGGGCCCGUGGGCCACGGAGAAAAGCCCCAACCUCGGCGAGCAGACCAGUCGGAACUGCUGAAUCGGAAGCGGUGAAUACGCCCGCGCCAGCAGAUAAGAAAGACACACCUGCCAAGCCAGAGGCGGUAGCUGUCCCGGAAGAAGCAGCCACCCCAGAGGCGGCACCCGUUCCAGAGGCGGCACCUGUUCCGGAGGCGGCACCUGUUCCGGAGGCGGCACCUGUUCCGGAGGCGAUGGCCAGACCAAAGACCCCAGAGGCAGCUGCCGUUCCGGAGAUACCUCCCCAGAGCAAAGAGCCUCUGGAGAAGGAGGAAAAGGCUGCGAGUCCGGUGCAGCCUUCGCCAGUACAGGGACCGAAAGUUGACACAACGUCGCCAAAGUUUUCUGUCAAAUCUCCCGUCGUGUCGCCUAUUCAACGUCACAAUGGCACAGCAGCAAACGAAAACACGCGUAACAGCGGCGUGAUAUCCCUGGUUGAUUCAUCAAAGAAGAGAUUUGCCGAGCAGAGACCGAUGUCUGCAGGAACGAGAAUCGCAUUGGUAGACUCAUCGCAGCCACGGACCUCCAGUCCCGCUUCUCCUAAGAGAAUUCACGAGCAGGUCUCUGCCUUUUCUCCAAAACCACAGGUAAACGAGGAGAAGAAGGACGAUGUCCAGCCCUCGUCUCCAAGGAAACUAGAUAUGAAGAGAAUGUCCAGAUUCCUGGAUGAGUCGGGGCCGCCGUCACCCAAGACUGAGCCGGAACCGGCCAGGUCGCCUUCCCCACUGAAGAGGACCUUUGGGACACCAUCAUCACCGCGAAAGCUACCUUCGGAGCCCGAGAAGCGCGAAACCCAACCAGCUGCCCCGACGACCAAUGAGGCACCUGUAGUUGGUGAACCUGUCACCCCGAAGAAGUCGCAAGCCCAGGCCGAGAAGCCCUUACCGGAGCCUUUGACUUUGCGUCCUAGAUCACCUACCAAGACUCAAGCAACGCGAGAUGCUCCCGCAGCUUCAAGCACGUCGGCUCAUGCCUCUCCCUUGGGAACACCCACAAGAUCUCCAUCGAAGAGCGCGGGAGAUGUGUCUGCCAUGAUCAACGGUUUCUUCGGUCACGGGCGGCCGAAACGGGACUACCGUGUUGAUGCCGCCGAGCUCUUGAUGAAUCGGCCUAAAGGGGGCUCAAGGGUGCAAACCCACAAAACAGAGCUCUUCCAAGUCACGGAGCAGGGCAAAAAGAUCCCUGUGCCAACCCAUCACGAGCGCGUACUGUUUGAACGCGAGAUGUACAUCUGUUCGCACACUUUCACCAACGAGGCACGGAAGAGGAUAUCAGAAGUGUACUUCUGGGCUGGUGACGAGGUUGCCCCAUCUGCCGUAGAGGAUGCCCAGGUAUUUGUGAACAGGGAAGCACGAUCUAUGGGCGGCACCUUGAUCAAAAUGCGUCAGGGAAAGGAGACGGCCGAAUUUAUCCAAGCCCUCGGCGGUAUUGCCAUCGUCCGGCGCGGCUCGAGCAACAAGUAUGACUCGCUCGCGUCCAACAUACUCUGUGGCCGGCAGUACAUGGGCCAGAUCGUCUUUGACGAGGUCGACUUCUCUUCGUCCAUACUUUGCUCUGGGUUCCCUUAUCUUAUCACGCAGCAAGGGAAGUGUUACCUGUGGAAAGGAAAGGGGGCUGGUGUCGACGAGCUGAGCUGCGCAAGGCUGAUAGGGAUGGACCUUGCGCUGAUGGGCGAGCUCAUCGAGAUGGAGGAGGGGCAAGAGCCAGAAAACUUCUGGGACUUUUUCGGUGGCGACAGAAGAGCGACAUUGAGCUCUGCGGAUCACUGGAGGCUGAAGCCGAGUUACGAGAAGUACUGCUCAAGGUUGUUCUGCUCGGAUUCAGCCGCUCAAAAUCAGGUCGUCGAGGUCAACCCCUUCAGCCAGAUGGACCUGUCCCCGGACAGAAUCUAUGUCCUCGACGCCUUCUUCGAGAUGUACGUCAUAGUUGGGCGUUAUACACAAGCUCAGUAUGGUUCCUUCCGCAACGCCCUGGACUUUGCUCAGGAGUACGCCAUACUUGCCGCCGGCAUGGAGGACAGGCCAUUUGUGCCGGUUUCCACCGUCGUAAUGGAGGGCAUACCACGGGAUCUGAGGAGCUGCUUCCGGAAGUGGAAAGACGAUUUGAGCCCGACCAAGAUGCCGACACCAUCGUCUGGUGGUGGAGUCACGAGCAGACAACAUUCGCCUCUGAAGAGGAUGAGGAGUCUGAAGGUCGUGCCGCUGGUGCAAGCGUUGCAGGUGUUGGGCAACUCGGAAUAG
Diaporthe batatas is the source of this 4836-nucleotide messenger RNA. RefSeq lists its product as uncharacterized. The record is from RefSeq and is a predicted model, not a curated record. Gene Ontology annotation, biological process: barbed-end actin filament capping; actin filament severing. The transcript has 3 exons. The coding region runs from base 1 to 4836 and encodes 1611 amino acids. NCBI's taxonomy places the organism in Eukaryota, Fungi, Ascomycota, Sordariomycetes, Diaporthales, Diaporthaceae. Gene Ontology annotation, molecular function: phosphatidylinositol-4,5-bisphosphate binding; actin filament binding.